AUGAAUAAGCCAAUUUUCCUAGGUGAUGCAGCCUCAGUAUCUGCCAGUUAUUUAAAAUCCCCCAAAGCCUCACCAAAAACCCAAACAAGCCAUAGACAUUCCCUAUCACCUGAGAUGAGGUCGUUAAGAUUAAUAAGUCUCAAAAAUCUCAGACAAGAGCGAUCAAUUUUAAAAUUUAGUUCAAACAGCCGAGAGUCAAGCCCUGACGACAUCCAGUCAAAGGUAGAGUCCAUAACUGAGCAAUGGCAUCAAAUAAAAUCAGGGCUCUCAGCUCGCCCUCAAGCUGAAAACCACAAACUGAGUAGAUAUUUAAUCAGAGCUCGGUCAGCUGAAAGACUUCAAAACGACCACUCACAAGAACUGCUAAAAAUUGCAAUAAAAGCGUCAUCAGUAUUACAAAAAGAUAGUUUUUGUAAAAACUUAGAAAAUUCGAGUAUAAAAGAAACCCAGGACACUGAUUGUUCUAUGCAUCAAGAAGAAAAAUUUUUAUCAUUCCUACCUGUACCUUGCGCGACUGAGGUUAAAACAACAAUUAAUAGAGCAAAACCAUCAUUAGUGAUGGGAUAUAAAGGUAAAAAACCUCCAAGACUGAUAAAAAAAAAUCAAGAAAAUGUAGGGAAGCCAUUUGAAACAUGCUAUAAGCUGUUUUUAGAUUCUUAUAAAAAGGUUAAUGUAUAG
This is a messenger RNA of Blepharisma stoltei, 678 nucleotides long. NCBI's taxonomy places the organism in Eukaryota, Ciliophora, Heterotrichea, Heterotrichida, Blepharismidae. The record is from the annotation of a GenBank genome assembly.